GCGUGUGUAUUUGAAGUAGACGAGCAUAUGCUUUUCCUUUUUACUAAUAUUCACUUUUUCACGCGUUUUGGUAUCGUCCUUUUAUACAAAAGCAUUUAUCAAAUUCCUUUAUUGUCCUUUUUUCUCUCUCCCGCAGAUAGAAAAACGAUAAUUUCGCCCAAAAAUUGGAAACACAGGGAUAUAAAAGAGACCAAUAGGAACAUAAACGAAAAAAACAAUAGAAUAUAGUUGAUAAUACCAUUGCAAGCGCGUGUUGGAGCGGCUAAACAAGAAAAAAUGAAUAUCGAAGAAAUUUGAAUACCAUUUAGACACUGACGAAAGCGUCUGAGCGGUGCCGAAGAAAUCCGGAUACGUUCUGGCGAAGAUAUUGUGGACGAAAAGAAACAAGAAGUGAAUAAAAGGAAUAAACAAAGAAGGGAAAGAGGAAUGCGUAGUGAAAGAAAAAAAAGUAAAAGUAAAGAAAAAAUGUAGAAUUAAAGGAAAAAAAAACAAGUGAGAGAGAAACAAAAUAAGGUAAAAUAAGAAAAAAAAUAUAUAUAUCGCAUUUUUUUCUGUGACGGACGUAAAUCAAAAACACAAUAAAUAUCACAACACAAGAAAACCUUUAUAAAAUAAGGAAUAAAGAGAGAAACAGAUACACCAAAAGAGAAAGAGGCGAUGAAGCACAAUGAUGAAAAUACAAAUAUGAGUCCAAAGAAUUACAAAAGAAAGAUAGAUAAGAAUGAAAACGACAGAUGAAAGACUGAAAAUGGGGAAAAGUGAUUAAAGAAAACGAGGAUAACAAGGAAAAAUAACAAAAUAGAAGAAAAUGGAGGGUGAAAAUUGAUAAUGAGUUAAGGGAUUGAUAUCACUUUCGGCAUAAUUUGAUAAAACAGAAAAAUAGAAAAACAAAAAAUGUAUCGAAUCGCUCAUAGAUGAAAUAUCAGAGGAAGUGGAAAGCAAAUAAAGAAAGGAAGAGAUCAAACAGAGAGAUAACAUGCGUGUAAUAGAGUGGUUGGUAGAUAGACAGAUAUAUUUAUAGAUAGAUAGAGAGGGAGGGAGGGAGAGGCGAGAUAUGCACACUGGCAAACAGAUUUAUAUCUAGAUAGGAGCAGAUAGAUAAGCAAUUGAUAGUUAUAGAUUGAUAGAUAGACAGAUAGAUAGAUAAAUAAAUAGGUAUGUACAUAGAUGUAUAUAUAGAUGGACAGAUAUUUAGACUGAUAGAUAGAUAGAUAGUCUGAUAGAUAUAUGUAGAUGGAUAGAUAGACAAGCAAAGAGAUAGAUAGAUAGAGAGAGCGCCCGACCCGCCAGGAGCCCAGAGGCGCCGCCCAAAGCCAGAGCCGCGGCCGCCCGCGACGCGACGGCCGCCCAGGCCAGGCGGGAGGGACUAUGUUGAGCCUGGACGCCACCGUGCACCUGCUGUGGCUGGGCACGCCCAUUCUGGCCGGCGUCAGCGGCGUCACGGUGCUGACGGCCGUCAGCGGCGACAGCUGGCUGGCCACGAGGGAGAGGGUGCCAAACCCCGCCUUCAGGAACGGCUCGUCCAAGGUGGAAUACAUCUCCAAGUGGACAACCAGCGGACUCUUCUCGCUCUGCGUCACCGAAGUUCAUGAUGCUGGGAAUCGUCAUCUACAUCGCCACGCUUAAGGGCGAAGUUGCCGAGAAACUCCGACCAAAAUCGACCUUCCAGGAGCCCCUCUUCGUCUACGCCUACGGCUGGAGUUUCCUGCUCAUCAUCGCCGGCUUCAUAUCGACCGAGGUGGCCGGCAUCACGGCGAUUUUCCUCUACAUCUACUGGCACAAGAGAGACUGGGGCAACAAGCAGAAACUCCUGUACAGCCCCGACUGCCUCCCGCCGCCCCCGCCUGCCUGCUUCAAGCACCCACGCCCGCGGAGCUUCUCGCUGCACGCCCAAAUGCCGCUGCUAGAUGGCGCCCACGUCAGAAG
Messenger RNA from Penaeus monodon (black tiger shrimp), 1926 nucleotides. RefSeq names its product voltage-dependent calcium channel gamma-7 subunit-like. Gene Ontology annotation, biological process: postsynaptic neurotransmitter receptor diffusion trapping; positive regulation of synaptic transmission, glutamatergic; neurotransmitter receptor transport, postsynaptic endosome to lysosome. Lineage: Eukaryota; Metazoa; Arthropoda; Malacostraca; Decapoda; Penaeidae. Gene Ontology annotation, molecular function: channel regulator activity; voltage-gated calcium channel activity. Gene Ontology annotation, cellular component: postsynaptic density membrane; AMPA glutamate receptor complex. The record is from RefSeq and is a predicted model, not a curated record.